AUGUCGAACUUACACUGGAACAUGCGUGGGAAGCGCACUACGCGCAACUCGCAGAACCGGCGGGACCAACACGAUUCUCAGCCUUCUCAGGCACCCCCUGCUCUGCAGGCUCCGGCUUCACAGGCUCCGGCUUCACAGGCUCCGGCUUCACAGGCUCCUCAAGUCCCUCAACCUCAGCUAGCUCAGCGAAUGCAUCAGGCUAUGCAGGAUCUGCAGGCUUUACUGCAGGCCUCUCAGGCUUUUCAGGCUUUUCAGGCUCCUCAGGCUCCUCAAGCUCCUCAAGUUGCUCAAGUUGCUCAAGUUGCUCAAGACCAGCAGCCCCAAGUGCACCAAGAGCGCGAGCAUUGGGCGCACCUUCAGCAAGUCCCGGAGGAUACAGUGUUGCUUAGGGCAAUCAUGGAUCAAGACACCGCAGCAGAGGACGGGCAGGAUGGGCAGAACGGGCAAGAGGCUGGUGCUCCGCAUGAGCCGGAUGAUCAGAAUGUACCGCCGCCACCACCACCACCACCACCAAAUGAAGGCAUAGCAAGGGAAGCCCGCUCGGUGAUCUGGAUCGACCAAAUCACCAGGGAAGACGGAACGGUCUUCGACGAUCCGCUAGCACCAGCACCCUGGGGGUUCCAGCGGCCCGGGCACCCGGAAUACAUGGUCUACUGGAUGCAUCUCGGACCGGCCACCGUGUGCCCGGUCGUCUACUGGCUGCAGUACCCGUACCCCGACUGGAACGGGGCGCCGGUCGACGCGCUGAACCUGGAGUUUCACCGGGUGCGGGCCCUGUAUCCCCCAAACGUGACCCUCCACGGCGUGAUUUUCCGGGGCCGGUGGGCGCGUCUCUACCGCGAGAUGAGGCCCUGGGCGGUCGGCGUCGACGCGCCGAUCCCGGACACCCGGCUCGUGCAGGAGAGCUUGGACAUCAACAUGAAGGAGGAGGCCGGGCUGCAGCUCUUCGCUGCCUGGAGGUACUCCCUGCCCGAGAACGCCCGCCGCAUACUAAACUUUUGCGAUGCCAAGAGGAUGUAG
Aspergillus fijiensis CBS 313.89 is the source of this 1020-nucleotide messenger RNA. RefSeq lists its product as uncharacterized. The transcript has 2 exons. The record is from RefSeq and is a predicted model, not a curated record. NCBI's taxonomy places the organism in Eukaryota, Fungi, Ascomycota, Eurotiomycetes, Eurotiales, Aspergillaceae. Bases 1 to 1020 code for a protein of 339 amino acids.